AUGAUACACUCAAACAAUAACCGAAAACUGGAUUUUUCUCCACAGUUCUUUGCCUCUCUGAAAACAGAAAACAACAAGGGCGUAGAAUCAUUAGUUAGUCCUGGUGAAAAGUUAACAUCUCCUUCUAGCAUAUCCUCAAACCAAGCUACCAAAAGACAAAAGCUAGAAAUUGGUUAUUUGCGUAAGGUUGCCCAAUUGAAACAUCGCACUACAUUUAUGCACAAGAUUGUGAAAAAGGUUGUAGAAAUGGAGGGCAACUCAAAUUUUACAUGUAAUAAAACUACAACUCCCCAAAAACCUAAAUUGGUAACAGAAGAAAUAGCUAAAAGGCUUACCUACUAUUUCUAA
This is a messenger RNA of Lactuca saligna, 348 nucleotides long. The record is from the annotation of a GenBank genome assembly. NCBI's taxonomy places the organism in Eukaryota, Viridiplantae, Streptophyta, Magnoliopsida, Asterales, Asteraceae.